AUGGCGGCUGCAGAUUGCAACUGCACCCGAUCGAACCGGUACUGUGGAAAGGAGCUGUUGAAUAUGGAUCAGAAAUACUACGGCUCUAUCGUCCAGGCCCUCACCAAUGACGGGGUUCCCACGGAUCCUCGUCAUAUCACCGAUUCGCUCUUUUUAUGUACCAACAGCACGAGUCUUCGGCAGAAUUGGAUGGAUGCUGGGCUUCUCUCGUACACUAGCAUGAUGGCACCUACAUCUUACCUACUAUCUCUCCUGUCCAUCCAACAUGCCAACUACCAACUCUCAAGAUGUGAGAAAGAGCGCUUCCACCUUUAG
This is a messenger RNA of Aspergillus terreus NIH2624, 315 nucleotides long. RefSeq lists its product as uncharacterized. Lineage: Eukaryota; Fungi; Ascomycota; Eurotiomycetes; Eurotiales; Aspergillaceae. The transcript is spliced from 4 exons. The record is from RefSeq and is a predicted model, not a curated record. Bases 1 to 315 code for a protein of 104 amino acids.